AUGGGCCAAACCCUCUCGGAGCCCGUUGUCGAAAAGACUUCCGAAAAGGGCGAGGAUGACCGACUCCUCUACGGUGUGUCGGCCAUGCAAGGCUGGCGCAUCAGCAUGGAGGAUGCCCACACGGCUGAGCUGAAUCUAACCCCACCUGACAACGACAUCAAGACGCACCCCGACAGACUGUCCUUUUUCGGAGUCUUUGACGGACACGGAGGAGACAAGGUCGCGUUAUUCGCAGGCGAGAACAUUCACAAAAUUGUUUUUAAGCAAGAUAGUUUCAAAACCGGCGAUUAUGCUCAGGGCCUCAAGGACGGUUUCCUUGCUACGGAUCGGGCCAUUCUCAGCGAGGAAGUGGCGGGGAAUGACUUGCGCAAACGUUCCGCCACUCUCCUCGGCGCACAUUUUGCAAUUAUCCCUCACGAAGCCGGAUUUUGUGCUAACGAUGUGGUGUUUUCAUCAUCUACAGACCCCAAAUACGAGGAGGAAGUCUCCGGCUGCACUGCCUGCGUUUCUUUGAUUGCUGGAAACAAGCUAUAUGUCGCAAACGCUGGUGAUUCUCGAGGUGUGCUCGGUAUCAAGGGACGGGCUAAGCCCCUAUCCAACGACCACAAGCCUCAGCUUGAAACGGAGAAGAGCCGAAUCACAGCCGCUGGCGGCUUUGUCGACUUUGGUCGUGUCAACGGCAACCUGGCACUGUCGCGUGCCAUUGGCGACUUCGAGUUCAAGAAGAGCGCCGAGCUCUCUCCUGAAAACCAGAUCGUUACCGCCUUCCCCGAUGUCGAGGAGCAUGACCUCACAGAUGAGGAUGAGUUCCUGGUGAUUGCUUGUGAUGGUAUCUGGGACUGCCAAUCGUCUCAAGCCGUCGUCGAGUUUGUGCGACGAGGAAUUGCUGCCAAGCAAGACCUUGAUAAGAUCUGCGAAAACAUGAUGGACAACUGCCUGGCGUCAAACUCCGAGACGGGCGGUGUCGGCUGCGACAACAUGACCAUGGUCAUCAUCGGUUUCUUGCACGGCAAGACCAAGGAGCAGUGGUAUGACGAGAUUGCCAAGAGAGUGGCCAACGGAGACGGCCCUUGUGCCCCCCCGGAAUAUGCCGAGUUCCGCGGUCCCGGAGUCCAUCACAACUACGAAGAUAGCGACAGUGGUUACGACGUCGACGCCGAGAGCGGCGGCAAGUUCAACCUCGCCGGAUCCCGUGGUCGCAUCAUCUUCCUCGGCGACGGCACAGAGGUCCUGACCGGAUCUGACGAUACGGAGAUGUUUGAUAAUGCUGACGAGGACAAGGACCUUGCGAGCCAGGUGUCGAAGGGUUCCGCCAAGCCCGAUGCCAAGGAAGAGCCAGAGGCCAAGUCACAGUCAGAUUCUAAGCCUGCGGCCGAGUCGGACAAGAAGCAAGAUGAAAAGGCACCCGAGGAGAGUAAGAAGGAUUAG
Molecule: messenger RNA, 1428 nt
Organism: Trichoderma aggressivum f. europaeum
Lineage: Eukaryota; Fungi; Ascomycota; Sordariomycetes; Hypocreales; Hypocreaceae
Exons: 7
Coding region: 1-1428 (475 amino acids)
Biological process (GO): protein dephosphorylation
Molecular function (GO): cation binding; protein serine/threonine phosphatase activity
Source: RefSeq, a predicted model, not a curated record